UCCACUCUUGGACGAAUGCGUGGUGGUGUACCUGGACGACAUCCUCAUCUACUCGCGUGACAUGAAGCAACGCGUUGAACACCUGCGAUGCGUCUUUGACAAUCUUCGACGAGAACGAUUCUACGUCAAAUCAUCCAAGAACGAAUUUGCCCUCGAGAAAAUCCAAUUCCUAAGACACAUGGUUAGCGCUCAAGGAGUUUACGUCGACCCCAAGAAGAUCGAAGCUGUACGCACGUGGAAGACACCCGAGAACGUAAUGGAGUUGCAGCAGUUCCUAGGCUUCGCUAACUAUUACAACAGGUUCGUGUCACAGUACGCAAAAAUCACCGCGCCACUCACGAAUCUGCUGAAGAAGAACACGCCCUAUAAGUGGGAACCAAAACAUCAGGAAGCCGUGGAGCAGCUGAAACAAGCACUCACGUCUGCAACUGUACUCCUCUUGCCAGACCCCGAACGCGACUAUGCCGUCGAGGCUGACGCUAGUGACCAGGCAGUGAGAGCGGUCUUAAUGCAAGAUCAGGGGAAUGGUCUACAACUGAUCACCUACCUCAGCAAAAAAAUGCACGGGGCAGAACUAAACUACCCGAUACACGACAAAGAAACCCUUGCUAUUAUCAUCGCCUUCAAAACGUGGAGAUGUUACCUCGAAGGACGAAAAACAACCGUCUACACCGACCACUGCAGCCUGAAAUAUUUGAAGACACAGCCAAACCUCUCCAGGUGGCAGGUCCGGUGGAUCGACUUCCUCAAGACGCACUUCCACUACGACAUCGUGUACAAGCCUGGCCAAAAAAACAAAGCAGACGCUCUUAGCCAGCCUGCACACAUUGCCGCUAUCCAGGGGAGAGAGAGAGAGAGAGAGAGAGAGAGAGAGAGAGAGAGAGAGAGAGAGAGAGAUAGAGAGAGAGAGAGAGAGAGAGAGAGAGAGAGAGAGAGAGAGAGAGAGAGACAGAGAGAGAGAGAGAGAGGUGCAGUGAGAGAAAGAGAGGGAGAGGGAGGGGUGGAGAGAGAGAGAGAGAGAGAGAGAGAGAGAGAGAGAGAGAGAGAGAGAGAGAGAGAGAGAGAGAGAGAGAGAGAGAGAGAUAAGGGGGGAUGAGCCUGAAACUUACGAGUGGACGUCGGUGG
This is a messenger RNA of Closterium sp. NIES-67, 1125 nucleotides long. The record is from the annotation of a GenBank genome assembly. Lineage: Eukaryota; Viridiplantae; Streptophyta; Zygnematophyceae; Desmidiales; Closteriaceae.